CUCCAAUCAUAUAAUAAUAAUUAGCCAUUGUCUCUUCCUUCAAACAGAGCUUAUUACAAAUCCUAAAAACAUCUUAUUUGUCUUUUACUCUGAUAUUUUCUUUCUUCAAAUCUUCCUUUUGGAGCUUUCCUGUUCUCUCCAACCAAGUUCCUCUGUUUAUUUUUUUUGUCUAAGAAACUAGUGUUGAAAAAUCCAAAAUUUUCAAAAUCCAGCUUUUGGCCCCACCAAUCAACAAAGGAUGAGCAAAGUCUUCUUGUUCUCUACAGCAAAGCAAUGCUCACACCGUUUUCAUGGAGCUUAAAAGUCUUCGAAACCUAACCAAGGCUUUGAAAUUCCUCAGAGAGAGAGAGAGAGAAAGAGAGUGAAAGAGAUCUACUUUUAGAGUAUAGGGAUUCGAUCUGUUAAGAGAGAGAGAACGUAGUGUGUGGGUUCUUGUGCUGUUGUGUUUUGUGCAUCUGUUGUUGUUCUUGGGUUUCUCAGAUUAAACAAAAAAAAAAUAGUUUUUUUAGAGACAUUGAAUCUCACACACUUCUUCACACUCACACACGCGUAAAUUUCUCAACUUUAUUUUUAUUUCUUGAGCUUUUGGGUCACUUCUGAAAGCAUCUUGGGUUGCGUGAUACUUCCACUUUCUCAUUUCAGGGAAACAAAAAUGGGUUUAGAUUAAGUGGAAGUGCUAAAAGCGUGUGAAAGCAAAGGUUGAAGAAGAAGAAACUUGAGGGAGGUUUAGGGUCUAUUUGGAUUUAUCUAAUCUAAGAGAAUGAAGCAGAAGGGUAGUAGAGAGAGAGGUGUUGUGGUAGGGAAGAAAGUAAUGGUGGCUGUUAGAGCUUCAAAGGAGAUCCCUAAAGCAGCUCUUCUUUGGACUUUAACUCAUGUUGUCCAGCCUGGAGAUCGAGUUAGGCUUCUUGUUGUUGUUCCUUCCAAUUACACAAGUAAAAAGAUUUGGGGAUUUUCGAGAUUCACCAGCGACUGUGCUUCAGGUUAUGGUAGAUUCCUUGCUGGAACUGAUACAGAUCGGAAAGAUGAUAUUCAUGAGUCUUGUUCUCAGAUGAUGUUCCAGUUACACAAUGUUUAUGAUGCAGAAAAGAUAAAUGUCAGAAUCAAAAUUGUUUUUGCUUCACCUGAUGGAAUCAUUGCUGCUGAAGCCAAAAAAUCCAACUCAAACUGGGUCAUUUUAGACAGGGGACUGAAGUAUGAGAAGAAAUGCUGUAUGGAGCAGCUAGAGUGCAACCUUGUGGUGAUCAAGAAGUCACAGCCAAAGGUUAUUCGUCUCAACUUGGUGAAAAAUGCAGAUACAGCGCAUCCACAAGCUGUUUCCACGUUAACUUCAAAGUCUGUGAGAAGCUCAAGACAAGGAAAAAAGCUGAGGGAGCCGUUUGUGACUCCAGCUAGCAGUCCAGACCAAGAAGGUUCUUCUUCACAGACCACAACCGAUAUGGGAACAACUUCAUCUAUAUCUAGCUCUGAUGCAGGAGCUUCACCGUUUCUUGCCUCUCAAGUCUUUGAGGGCCUCAAUCCAUGGGUCAGUGAUGGAAACAAGAGUUUCUUUGAAUCUGAUUCCGACUCUGAUGGUGAUAAGUGGAGUCCCUUAUCAAUGGCUUCCUCAUCUGUCACAGCAUCUGUUGUCGUGAGUCCUAGUGGGGACUUGUCCAAACCUCACACAGAAACUCCAAGAAAAUCAAGAUUUGCUUCGGUUCUAAGACUCGGUUCAUCGAAGAAAGAGCCUGAAGCGGGAAAGGAGAUCCGUAACUCUGAUACAUGCUUAAACAAAAGCGUGAGAGAAGUGGUUUCAUUAUCAAGAAAGCCAGCUCCUGGACCUCCUCCACUGUGUUCAAUAUGUCAACACAAGGCACCUAAAUUCGGAAACCCUCCAAGAUGGUUUACUUAUGGAGAGCUGGAGACAGCGACAAAGGGUUUUUCUAAAGGGAGUUUCUUGGCUGAAGGUGGGUUUGGUUCUGUUCACAGAGGAACUUUACCAGAUGGUCAGAUCAUUGCUGUCAAACAGUAUAAGAUCGCUAGCACACAAGGUGACAGAGAGUUCUGCUCUGAAGUUGAGGUCUUGAGCUGUGCACAGCAUCGGAACGUGGUGAUGCUUAUUGGACUAUGCGUGGAAGAUGGGAAGAGGCUGCUUGUUUAUGAGUAUAUCUGCAAUGGGUCGUUGCAUUCUCAUCUCUAUGGUUUGGGGAAAGAGCCGUUAGGAUGGUCAGCGAGACAAAAGGUUGCGGUUGGAGCAGCUCGUGGGUUGAGAUACCUUCAUGAAGAAUGCAGAGUAGGUUGCAUUGUUCAUAGGGACAUGCGCCCUAAUAAUAUUCUCCUCACUCAUGAUUUUGAGCCUUUGGUUGGAGAUUUCGGGCUAGCGAGAUGGCAACCAGAAGGAGAUAAAGGAGUUGAAACCAGAGUGAUUGGAACUUUCGGGUACUUAGCACCUGAGUAUGCACAAAGUGGACAGAUUACAGAGAAAGCAGAUGUUUACUCAUUUGGGGUUGUUUUAGUUGAGCUUAUCACAGGAAGAAAAGCUAUGGACAUCAAACGUCCUAAAGGUCAACAAUGUCUCACAGAAUGGGCAAGACCGUUGUUGCAGAAACAAGCCAUUAAAGAGCUGCUUGAUCCACGUCUAAUGAAUUGUUACUCUGAACAAGAAGUUUACUGUAUGGCGCUAUGUGCUUACCUAUGCAUUCGCCGUGACCCUAACUCCAGGCCACGAAUGUCUCAGGUGUUACGGAUGUUAGAAGGAGACGUUGUCAUGAACCCAAUGUAGAAGCUUCAGAGGGAACGGGUCUUCUCAUGGAGUUUGUAGACUACUUAUAGCUUUCGUGUUUAAGAGUUUUGUAUUUGUAAAAUGUAAAAGUCAAAGAUUCAAGUCAUGUCUGUUUGCUGAGAAUUUUGUGUUGGUGAAGUUUGUAAUGUAGUAUGCAUGUAUUUUAUAA
Molecule: messenger RNA, 2927 nt
Organism: Brassica oleracea var. oleracea
Lineage: Eukaryota; Viridiplantae; Streptophyta; Magnoliopsida; Brassicales; Brassicaceae
Product: inactive protein kinase SELMODRAFT_444075
Exons: 10
Coding region: 761-2758 (665 amino acids)
Biological process (GO): protein phosphorylation
Molecular function (GO): ATP binding; protein kinase activity
Source: RefSeq, a predicted model, not a curated record